AUGGAAGCUGCAAAAGAAGCUGAGGAGAGAGCUGCUAGAGAAAGAGCUGUGCAACCACUGGAAGUUCGUGUACGCAGGUUCAGAGAGAUGCUGGUUGAAAUGCAGGUCUCGGCAUUUUCCACUUGGGAAAAGGAAUUGCACAAGAUUGUGUUUGACCCGCGAUACCUUUUGCUUGCAAGCAAAGAACGAAAACAAACCUUUGAGGCGUAUGUCAAAGAGCGUGCCGAGGAGGAACGACGGGAGAAGAAGAGCAAACUCAAAGAGAAGAAGGAGAAGUUCGUUGAACUAAUGGAUGAAGCUGGACUGAACUCAAAAUCCUCAUUUGGAGAUUUUGCUGCCAAAUAUUCCAAGGAUGAUCGCUUUAAAGGGAUUGAGAAAUCUCGUGAUCGUGAAGCUAUGUUUCAAGAUUACUUAGUGGAUUUACGAAAAAGAGAAAAAGAAGACAAGCAUCGUGAAAAAGAGAAGGUCAAAGUUGACUUCUUCAACAUGUUGAAAGAACAAAAGAGUAUUAACCGAUACACCCACUGGACUGAUGUUAAGCGCAAAGUGGACUCUGAUCCUCGGUAUAAAGCUGUAGAAUCUUCUUCAAAACGAGAGGACUGGUUUAGAGAAUUCAUACGCAAACUUGAUGAGGUUCCCGCUGUUAGAGAGGAUAGUUUCUCUCGGAAAGAGAGAGAGAAGAAGGAGCGUCAAGAAGCAUCUAUAAGAGAACGCGAGAAGGAAGUUAAAGAAGCUCUGUCUUCUUCCUUGAGAGAAAGAGAUAAAGAAAGGGAACAACAUUUGCGGAAUGAGCAAGAGAACAAUUUUCAUACGAUGCUUCAAGAUAUGAUACGUGAUCCCAGUCUUUCAUGGAAAGAAGCUAAGAAAAUGCUGCGGAAAGAUCCUCGAUGGGAAGCUGUUAGUGAGAUAUUUGAACGAUCAGAACGAGAAGAGAUGUUCAAAGAACACAUCAACAGUCUUUCGAAAAAGUCUCGGGAGUUGUUCUAUCGACUUUUAAACGAAACUGAAGGAAUGUCUUUUGAUUUGUCUUGGAAAGAAGCAAAAAAGAUUAUAAACGGUGACCCUCGCUUUGAGAAGAUUUCGAAAAAAGAAUCCGAAUAUUGCAUGUGGGUGGAAGUGAAGAAAAGUCAGGCGAAAGACGCUUUCAAAGAGCUACUGAAAGAAACAAAAUUGAUAAGUAAUCGGACUAAAGCAACUCUUGAAGAAAAUGAAAACCACAUAUCAGAUAUUAUGGAGGCACUUGAAAAGGACAAACGGUUCAUUGCCUUGGAUGCGUUUGAGGAUGAACGCAAUGCCUUGAUAGAAGAUUAUAUCGACAGUUUGGACAAAAGACGUACUCCUACCCCUGUAUCCAUAUCAUCAAAAGAUUCCGGUCGACGGUAG
This is a messenger RNA of Heterobilharzia americana, 1383 nucleotides long. Lineage: Eukaryota; Metazoa; Platyhelminthes; Trematoda; Strigeidida; Schistosomatidae. The record is from the annotation of a GenBank genome assembly.